Setaria italica (foxtail millet) is the source of this 2448-nucleotide messenger RNA. RefSeq lists its product as uncharacterized. The transcript has 5 exons. The coding region runs from base 1 to 1548 and encodes 515 amino acids. The record is from RefSeq and is a predicted model, not a curated record. NCBI's taxonomy places the organism in Eukaryota, Viridiplantae, Streptophyta, Magnoliopsida, Poales, Poaceae.
AUGGACCACACGGCCGGCCUCAACGACCGCUCCCUCGCUGCGAUCCUCCUUCGCCUCCCCUCCCCGGUCAACGGCGUCCUUAUUGGGGAGAUCUUGAGCCCCACCUUCUUCACGAGCAACCCGGAGCCCCCGGGGCUCUCCGGCGUCGUCAGCCGCUGCAUCAACUUCUCCCUCGACUCCCUACCCGAUGUCGAGCGCUGGGCCCUCGCCGACACCCGCGACGGCAUCCUCCUCUUCUGCGCCAGCUUCUCCGCCCACGACCGUCUGCAGAUCCCCAGCCACUUCGUCGUCUGCGACCCCGUCACCGGCCGCUCCGUCCUCAUCGGCGACGCCCCCCUCCACGAGAGCGCGUACCUGGGCGCCUCGCUACUGCUCACCGAUGGCCGCCUCUCCUUCGAGGUGAUCGUUGUGACUUACUUCAUGUGGGGCCCGCGCCUCCUCGUCUUCUCCUCGCACUCCGGGGGGUGGACCGUCCACCCCUACGCCGACGUCGGCGGCAGGUCCAUCAUGACGAUGCUCGGCAGCGUCGGCUACGACAUGCACGCCAACGGGUGCGUCUACUGGGUGAUCAACGACGAGGAACACGAGGCCAGUGAGUACCUCAUGGCGCUCGACACCCGCGUCAAGCCGCUUAGCCCACAAUCCAAAAUAGAACUACCGCUCCGAUUCUCCUGUACGCGGCCUCUGGGAUGCUUCUCCCGCAAGCGGACCAAUUUUUCCCUGAAACCCCUCACCCCACUAACACCUGCCGUCCGUUCCCCGCGUCUGUCCGCCGCCGACUCCGGCCACCACCCUCCACCGGUUCCCUGCCCAGAUCUAGCCCGGCUCCUCCCUGCUGAGCAGAUCCCGUUCGCCCGCCUGCUACUGUUCCUGCUCGCCUGCUGCUGUUCCUACAGGAGUUCCUGUCCGCCUGCUGCUGUUCCUGCCUGUAGGCAUUGGCUCGCAGAUCCCGUCCGCCUGCUGCUAUUACUGCCCGCAGGUGCUGAAGGUGCUGGCCCGCAGAUCCCAUCCGCCACCCUGUUGCUGUUCCUGCAGAUCCCGUGCUGGCUCCCCCCAGGUGUUGCUGUUGAGAAGAAGGUGCUGCUGUUGAGAAGGAUUGUGCAAGAGCAAGAGCAAGUGGCAAUGCUUGGUCUGGACUACAUGGCAUCAUCUAGUAUGAACAAGAAGAAGAUUACUACUACGAUACCAAGGAUGACUGGAAUACAGUGGGUUGAGUUGCAACUACAAGAUUCAAUGGAGUGCUUUAACAUGUUCAGAAUGAGGAGGUCAGUUUUCUUAAGUCUUCAUGACACCUUAGUACAAGAUUAUGGAUUGAGAUCAAGUAGACAAUUUUGUAGCAAGGAAGCAUUAGGAAUGUUUCUAUGGGCUUGUGGUGCACCUCAAUCUUCUAGGCAAUGCAAGAAUAAUUUUUGUCGCUCAUUAGAAACUGUUAGUAGGAAAUUUGAAGAGGUUCUUGAAUCUAUCAUGAGAUUAGCUGUUGAUAUUGUGAGACCUAAGGACCCACAAUUUUCUACUGUUCAUCCUAAACUACAAGAAGCAAGGUUCUGACCUCAUUUCAAAGAUUGCAUAGGAGCAAUAGAUGGUACCCAUAUACCUGUAACUGUGCCAUUAGCUGAUCAACCGAAAUACAUUGGCCGGCAUGGGUAUCCUUCACAAAAUGUCAUGGCGGUAUGUGACUUUGAUAUGCGGUUCACAUUUGUUGUCACUGGUUGGCCUGAUUCUGUCCAUGAUACUCAUGUAUUAUUAGACACGCUUCUCACAUACAAGGAACAAUUUCCACAUCCUCCCGAUGGUAAGAAUGAGUUAUGUUGCAAUUUAUUUUCGAGAGAAUAUUUGCUCAUUGUGAUAUAACAUAUAAAUAUAACAUGCAUACAAGUACUAUCUUGUUGACUCUGGAUAUCCUAAUAGAAAAGGAUUUCUUGCACCCUACAAUGGACAUAGGUAUCAUGUUUCUGAAUGGCAGCAUAGUCAGCAUCCGGUGGGAUUGAAAUAAGUGUUUAAUCAUACACAUUCAUCACUUAGAAAUGUGAUUGAGUGAUCAUUUGAAGUUCUAAAGAUGAAGUGGCACAUUCUCUUGAAUUUGCCCAGUUAUCUGGUUAACAAGCUGCAGUCCAAAAUUAUAGUUGCUUGUAUGGCCCUUCACAAUUUCAUUAGAGAUAGUGCCGUAUAUGAUGCGCAUUUUGAACAGAAUUUUGAGGAAGAUGAUGCUGAUCCAACCCAACCUAGCACAGAUGGUGGUGGUGCUGCUUUAGGAGAUGACAUGGAUAUGGGUGCAUUGUGUGAUGCUAUUGCCGUCGCUAUGAUUUCGUGCUUCGUUGUUGUACCCAUGACGGAUGUUUCCAUACUAGACCGAUCUAUCCUAUCAAUUUCAUAUUAUUGUAAUGCAAUUUUUAUUUAACAAACUCCAAAGACAUUAGAAUUAUUGUCUUCUCCUCAGAUUCACAGCAA